AUGACAAACGUCCCGCUUGGUCCUGGAGGCUGGCACUACGACUUGGGCCACCGCAUUUGCAUCACGGGGCUGGGGGCGAAGGCGACCAAGACCCGCCUCCAGGCGGCUUUUGGGGACUACGGCCACAUCAUCAAGAUCGAGACGCCCCUCAAUGGGACGGCAGUGUACAUCUCCUAUAAGGACAAGCGCGAUGCGGAGGAUGCAGUGAAGUAUAUGGAUGGGGAGAAGCUCGACGGAACGAAGAUCACGGUGUCACGGGCUGACAACCGGCCACCAAUCAGGGGAAAGAAGGAUGAGGCUGCGGCCCCAAAGAAGGAUGAAAAACGAGAGGAGGAAAAAGAAAGAAAGCGGCCAGACACAAAGCCCGCGCCCCGAGAACGAAGCAGAGGCCCUUUCCGAGGGCCGGGGGACUGUGCUGCCGUCUCGCUGCUGAGCCAUUCCAUUUUCUUCGCACUUGAGAAGUCCACAGAGUCCGCAACCCUGGAGGCCGUCUGCACCGUUUCUACACCCCCCCGACCCUGGACCUGCAUGGCCCGGCAGAGCUUCUGA
Molecule: messenger RNA, 549 nt
Organism: Symbiodinium necroappetens
Lineage: Eukaryota; Dinophyceae; Suessiales; Symbiodiniaceae
Source: the annotation of a GenBank genome assembly